Zymoseptoria tritici IPO323 is the source of this 1419-nucleotide messenger RNA. RefSeq lists its product as uncharacterized. The transcript is spliced from 2 exons. The coding region runs from base 1 to 1419 and encodes 472 amino acids. Gene Ontology annotation, biological process: ribosomal small subunit export from nucleus; ribosomal small subunit biogenesis. Gene Ontology annotation, cellular component: nucleus; preribosome, small subunit precursor; cytosol. The record is from RefSeq and is a predicted model, not a curated record. NCBI's taxonomy places the organism in Eukaryota, Fungi, Ascomycota, Dothideomycetes, Mycosphaerellales, Mycosphaerellaceae.
AUGCCUCGACGCAAGGCCUUCGAUAAGAAAACUGCGACCACGUUCGCUCUGGUGCAUCGCGCCCAGAACGAUCCUCUCAUCCACGACGAAAAUGCUCCCUCCAUGGUCUUCGCAGAGAAGCAGACACGACGACCGAACGAAGACGACUACGCUGGCUCUUCGGCUGGAUCUCAAUACUCAGGCGCCUCAUACAGAAGUCACAAAGUGAAGCAACGAGGCGACUUGGAAGACGAAUUCGGAUCAGCAGUCAGGCAGAACGAAGGCGAGGCGGCGCAACAUGGUGUCUUCUACGAUGACACACGAUACGAUUACAUGCAGCAUAUGAAAGAUCUGGGAACAGGGGAGGGUCCCGUCACGUGGGUGGAAGCGAAUGCACCGACACAGAAGGGAAAGGGCAAGCAGAAGUUGGAGGAUGUGUUGCGGGAUAUGGACUUGACUGAGACGAGGAGUGUGGGAAUGAGCAGUACGACGUCGAGCGUGGCGAGGAGUCUGUUGCCGGAGGAGGUGCUACCGAGCGAGUUCGUGCAGCGGAGGUCAUACCAAGAUCAGCAAGAUGUACCGGAUGAGAUCGCGGGUUUCCAGCCGGAUAUGGACCCCAGGCUGCGAGAGGUUUUGGAGGCGUUAGAGGACGAAGAGUACGUGGAUGAUGAAGAGGACAUUUUCGCCGAGUUGACCAAAGAUGGAUACGAGGUGGAGAAGGAUGAGUGGGAUCUGUACGGCGAGCAGCAACUGUUCGAGGAGGACGACGCAGGGUGGGAAAGCGACGACACCAUCAAAGCGCCAGGAUCACCUCCGCCUUCAAAUGUCUCAUUAGCAGAUCUCAAUUUGCCAGAGGGAGAGGAUGCGAAACCGCCAGAGGACGUGCAAGCACAGCCUCCUGCGGACCCUACAGCAGGUGCAUGGUUGGAAGAGUUUGAGAAAUUCAAGGCCGCCGACAAAGCCGGCCAUGCCAAACCUGCGAAGCUAAACCCUCUGGCGCCCUCAACCCUGGAAUCUUCUGUACUCUCUUCUCUCGCCAGUGGCCGUCGCAAGAAGCGCAAGGGAGCUAAGACCUCGACGACCAACUACUCCAUGACCUCCUCCGCCCUAGCCAGAACCGGCCAGCUGACACUACUCGACGACCGCUUCGACAAGUUCGAGAACGCAUACUCCAUGGCCGAGUUCCCAGAGGAGGAAGAAGACGACUUUCUGGCUGACAACGCCUCGGCGAUGUCGGGCAUGACCGCACCGCAGCUGACGCGAAGCGACUUCGACGGUAUUAUGGACGACUUCCUGGGAAGCCAUAGCAAGACUGGCAAGCUUGGUCGGAGAGUCAAGCGUGGUGGGCCACAGUCCGGAAUGGAGCAGCUGGAUGAGAUUCGAUCGCAGCUUGGUCCGGCGAGGAUGAAGACUGGCGCGAAGAGCGCUGCAGCCAAGUAG